Molecule: messenger RNA, 891 nt
Organism: Tilletiaria anomala UBC 951
Lineage: Eukaryota; Fungi; Basidiomycota; Exobasidiomycetes; Georgefischeriales; Tilletiariaceae
Product: kinase-like protein
Exons: 4
Biological process (GO): protein phosphorylation
Molecular function (GO): ATP binding; protein kinase activity
Source: RefSeq, a predicted model, not a curated record
GAUGCAGACGAGCCUCUGGACCUCAUCGGCAAAGGGUCCUUCGGUAAAAUCCGAAGGGUUCGGCGAAAAAGCGAUGGCAAGAUCUUCGCUCGCAAAGAGCUCGAGUACGAAAAGAUGGGAGAGCAGGACAAGAAGCAGCUGGUGGCAGAGGUGAACAUUUUGCGAGUGAUGAGCCACGCAAAUAUCGUGAAGUACGAGGAUCGCUUCGUAGACGUCGACGACAAGAUUCUAUACAUUAUCAUGGAAUAUUGCGAUGGCGGCGACUUGGGAGGCCUGAUCAAAAAGUGCCGCAAGACAAACACACUGCUGCCGGAGGAGACAGUCUGGUCUUACUUAGCGCAGAUGACAUCGGGCCUGCAUGCCUGCCACAAUCGCAUGGUCCAGCCUGAGGAGCCGAGCACUGGGCUUCCAAGCGCGCAUUCAACCUCAAACAUCGUCACCCAACGCUCCGUCAUCCUACAUCGUGAUCUAAAACCGGAGAACGUCUUCCUGGAUGGGGAUCAGCGCGUCAAGCUCGGAGAUUUUGGGCUAUCAAAGGAGAUGCAGACAGAUUUCACCGCCACGUACGUUGGUACACCUUAUUAUAUGUCGCCUGAGUUAUCAGAGGGCAAAAGGUAUGACACCAAGAGUGAUAUUUGGGCUCUAGGCUGCAUUGCCUACGAGCUGUGCGCACUUAGUCCACCUUUCGACGCAAAGACUCAAGAAGAGCUGACGCGCAAGAUCAGACUGGGCAAAGUGCCGCGACUGCCCACAGCAUACUCCGAGGGCCUGGGCCAUAUCAUCAACUCCAUGCUCCAACUGGAGCCACGCAGACGGCCAUCCACGACCGACAUGCUCGCACACCCCAUGGUCGAAGUGCAGUUGCGCUCAUUGGAGCUGCUGGACAUGUGA